UUGGGAAUCGAGACUUAAACCCAAAACCGGAACUCCAUUGAUACUCCUGAGCUGAGUCCGGACAGAGCUUGUUAUUCAUUUUGAAAGAGAGAAAGGAGAAGAAGUACAAAAUUACGAUCAGAAUGCGUAUCUUAGCAAGACAAUUAACUACUUAUUUGUCUAGAGGUAGAGGGUAUCCCCAAAAUAAGCUAAUCACUACACGCAGAUUCUCGUCAUUUGCUCCAAAAGAUGAGAUUGCACUUGAAGCGGAAGUGGAACGAAAAGUUGGAUGGAUGUUGAAAGCAUUUUAUGUCGCCAGUGCUACAUUUGUUGGUUACCAAUUCUUUCCAUACAUGGGAGAUAAUCUGCUUCAUCAGUCUAUAUCGCUGAUGCAUGUCAAGGAUCCAUUAUUUAAAAGAAUGGGAGCGUCUAGAAUAAGCCGUUUUGCUGUUGAUGAUGAAAGAAGGAUGAGAGUAGUAGAGAUGGGUGGAGACAAAGAUCUCGUAGAAAUGUUGAAGUUUGCCAAAGACGACAAAACACGCAAGUCAGCAUUAAAGGCUCUCUCUGCCCUUUCAAACUCAGAUGAAGCUGCUGGAGCCUUGCACCAAGCUGGAGCAAUCUCUGUUAUCAAGUCCACACCAGUAUCAUUGGAGGAUGCUGCACUUAAUACGUACAAGAUCAAAUUGCUACAGAGGUUUCAAGAUUUGAAAUACGACGAGGUCCAGCCAGAUCUCAGCUAAAAAUUGUUAGAGAUGAUGUCCCUUGUCUUACAUGGUCAAUUUUUUUGGAUGACAGACAAUUUCGUGACUUGUGUCACCAAUCAUCUAACACAUGAAAGAGUGUGUCGUUAUGUCCCGAAACCGGUUAAUGAAAUAAAAUGUAGAAAAAAGGCUUCCUUCUUUUUCUUUGUGAACAUUGUGCAAGUUAGAUGUAAUACAAAAGAUGUGACUUUUUGAAUUCUUAAGUUUAAGAUUUGUUUCUG
Messenger RNA from Papaver somniferum (opium poppy), 961 nucleotides. RefSeq lists its product as uncharacterized. Lineage: Eukaryota; Viridiplantae; Streptophyta; Magnoliopsida; Ranunculales; Papaveraceae. The record is from RefSeq and is a predicted model, not a curated record. The transcript has 6 exons. Bases 123 to 719 code for a protein of 198 amino acids.